AUGAUGCUCCCUGUAGUCCAGAAGUAUAAGCCCACCUCGAGGCAGCGUCUUGACUUCAUGACGCCACCUUGGACCAAACUCAGCAUGUCGACUUCUGGACCACUGGUGCACCUACAACUGCGAAGCUGGCGGGAGACACUCCGCUCACCCACAACGACGCCGACAGGCAGGCAGAAUCAACGAAUCUUCGAGGGGGGGAGAGCCGAGUAG
Molecule: messenger RNA, 210 nt
Organism: Pyricularia grisea
Lineage: Eukaryota; Fungi; Ascomycota; Sordariomycetes; Magnaporthales; Pyriculariaceae
Exons: 2
Coding region: 1-210 (69 amino acids)
Source: RefSeq, a predicted model, not a curated record